UGGUUUGUUCCGCCCCCUGUAGCCAGAGUGACAGCACGGAGGAGGGAUACGUCUGCCAACUGCCGGAUUUCCCAAGUUUGCCUGCCCUUGCCUAGGUGCGAGCUGAGGUGUGUGAGUGUCGGGGAUCAGCGGGAUUGGGGAGGCCCUGGCCUGGACGACCCCCGCCAUCCCGGGUCUGAAAACAGGAGCCCCGUGUCGUAGGAGGCGCGGGAAGGAAGGGAAAAUUUCAAGCAAGUAUUACUAAAGAGAUUUUUAGUGAGCACCGAGAAAAAGAAGCAGACUGGGUCGUAGGGCUAGUAUCUCUUCAUCAACAGAUUUCCAACUUGAGUUAUUACCCUGAUUGUAUCGAUAUAGCUAAACAUUCUGUAAGCAAGAUAAAAGUGAGGUAUUUUAGAGACCCAAGAUGGGCAGAAAGGAUGCUUCCACUUUAAAACUUCCUGUUGAUCAAUAUAGAAAGCAAAUUGGUAAACAGGACUACAAGAAAAACAGACCUGUUUUAAGAGCAGCCAAGUUAAAAGCAGAAGCCAAGAAAGCAGCAAUAGGCAUAAAGGAAGUUGGCCUUGUCCUUGCAGCUAUAUUGGUACUCCUGCUGGCUUUCUAUGCUUUCUUUUAUCUUAAAUUAUCUGCUGAGGUUGACCCUGUCCUGGAGGUGAAUGGAAAUUAGCAGUGCAUUGAUCAUUGGCUCUUGGUCCUUUUUUGGAAAAGGGAAUACCUUGGAUAACACUAUUUGGGAAUGCUCUCACCAACAACAUUCAGAACUUUUUCAAAGCAUGAAACUCCUCAGGAUCUUUCAGCUAUUCUUCACUUGGGGAACAUUUUUAAGGUUUAAAUGAAUAUCAAGCAAAGAUCCUCAUCUUGUAAUGGAAUAUGUCAAGUUGCACUGGACAUUCUUCCCAGCUGUUGUUGUUGUUUUCCUUAUAUUGCAGAAAAGACAAGUUUUCUCUACUUAUACUGCUUAGUUAUUAAAAAAAAGAAAAAACAAACAAAAUAAAACAAACAAACAAACAAACAAAAACAAUGGAGCUUCUCUUCUUGGUCCAAUUUCCCAGUACAAUUGCAAAAAUCAGAAUUGUUUUCUGAUCAGCACAUCCUUUGUUUCUUUCCAAUCACAUGGAUUGAAAUUCUAAAUUAAAGUUUAUUCUUAUUUAUGGACACCUACUCAGAUUGCAUUCAUACUUAUAUGAUUGGAGGAAAAGUUCCAGGAAAUUUUGUGUUUUAGAAGAAAAUGCUACUUUUUCCACAAGCAUAUUUUAUUUCAUCAUAGAUUCUAUCUGCACAUACAUUUACAGUCAUCUUUUUCUUUCUUCGCCAACUGUUCAGUGCACAUGUGCUCUUUCAGAAAUGGCACCUGGAUGACAGAAGCUCGAAGAGUCACAUAUGCCUCUAAAAUCGAGUUCUUUGCCUCUUGGGCUGUCUGAACUGGUGUAAAUAGAAAGUUCAGUUGAUGUUGAUUUUAAUUAGUAUAUCACUCUAUUAAUACAAAGUUGGAAUUCUACUUUAAUUAUGUUGUUCCUGCUGCUUCAAGUAUCAGUUUGCGCCUCUUGUUAGGAAUAUGUAAAAAAAAAUCUUUUUCAUGCAUAUUCUUCCAAAUAAAAAUGAUCCAAAGUUUUUGAAAUUUUGCUUUAUACAAAUUUACAUUUCACCUCUCAAGACAUAACUCAAUUAAAUCUCAAAGAGGAAAUAACUUAUGCAAGAAUAAAUUGUAUAUAUUAUAAAAGCUUCCACUUAUACAAAUCUUUUUUUACAGUUAUUCUUGACUCAUUUAUCAGAAAAUAAAUUUGACAAAUUCAGUACUUUAAAAAUUGAUGACUUUUUAAUUUCCAAAGAAUGCAUAUUUUUAAAAAAUGAAAUAUUAAGUACCCUGGUAAACCAGUACAGGAGCUUAUGAAGAACUUUUUAAUGGCAUUAUGAAAGCAUCAAGGAUUUACAUAUUGACACAAUAAAUAAAAAUACACAGAACUGAAAAGUUUGUAUUAGCAAAAUAAAGCAUAGAAUUUUCAAAUCAUA
Phascolarctos cinereus (koala) is the source of this 2007-nucleotide messenger RNA. NCBI's taxonomy places the organism in Eukaryota, Metazoa, Chordata, Mammalia, Diprotodontia, Phascolarctidae. The record is from RefSeq and is a predicted model, not a curated record.